AAAGCUAAUCUGUGUAGCCAGAGUGACACAUAAGUUUCUCCUGUCCAUCCUUCCUAAAAUUUCUUUGUGUGUUCAUGCAUCCGAGAUUUUAUAUCCAAUUGACGAUAUUAUAUUAUCCAGGGAAAGUUUCAUACACGGUAUCCCAAUCUUAUUCAUGAAUGAUUCCUAGUGAAGAAUAAUUGUUAUAGAAGAGAGACAUAAUAUUGGUUAGUGGUACCUAGAUAUAGAUUGUGACGAACACACACUACAAGCUAGAAUACUCAGACGAGCGCAGCUAUGCCGAAGAAUACUACUACAUCCCCGAUGGAGGUGGAGGGCAGUGGUGAAAGCUGCGAAACACCGGAAAGGAUCAACAAGAUUGCUUGUGCUUGUGCUGUGGUAGCCUCCAUUAUAUCCAUUAUAUUUGGCUAUGAUACUGGUGUGAUGAGUGGAGCCAUGAUCUUCAUCAAGGAAGACCUCAAAAUCAACGAUGUACAAGUUGAAGUACUUGCAGGAAUACUAAACAUUUGUGCUCUAGUGGGAUCCCUAGCCGCUGGAAGAACAUCUGAUUACAUCGGUCGGCGUUACACUAUUGUUCUAGCCUCCAUUAUUUUCUUAAUAGGUGCAGUGCUAAUGGGGUAUGGUCCAAACUAUGCAGUCCUAAUGACUGGGAGGUGCACUGCUGGCGUCGGUGUAGGUUUUGCACUAAUGAUUGCUCCAGUUUACUCUGCAGAAAUUUCAUCUGCCAAAUCAAGAGGCCGUCUAACCGCGCUCCCAGAGCUUUGCAUAAGUCUUGGAAUCUUACUAGGGUAUGUAUCAAAUUAUUUGUUUGGAAAAUUCACUUUGAAACUCGGAUGGAGAUUGAUGCUAGGAGUUGCUGGACUUCCUUCAAUUGUCUUAGCUUUUGGGAUUCUCAAAAUGCCCGAGUCCCCAAGAUGGUUGGUGAUGCAAGGUAGGCUAGCAGAAGCCAAGAAAACUUUGUUACUAGUUUCUAAUUCCAAACAAGAAGCUGAGCACCGUUUUCGCGAUAUCUUGGUUGCUGCUGGAAUCAACAAAAAUUGCAACGAAGAUGUGGUGAAGGUCAGUAACACCACUAGGGGUGAAGGGGUUUGGAAAGAACUAUUUUUGAGGCCAACGCCCGCCGUCCGCCGGAUUUUAAUUGCAGCGAUUGGAAUCCACUUUUUUGAGCAUGCGACGGGGAUAGAAGCUGUUGUGUUAUAUAGUCCAAGAAUAUUCAAAAAAGCUGGGAUCAUUGGCAAAGACAAGUUAUUGCUUGCCACAGUUGGAGUUGGACUCACAAAAACUGUGUUUAUAUGUGUAGCCACACUGUUCCUUGACAAAGCUGGGAGAAGGCGCCUACUGUUGACCAGCACUGGUGGCAUGAUUAUAGCCCUAACAGGUUUAGGGUUUGGUUUGACCAUGGCUGAGCACUCCAAAGAGAAGCUGACUUGGGCUCUAAGCUUCAGUAUUGUGGCAGUAUAUGUGUUUGUGGCAUUCUUCUCAAUUGGGCUGGGGCCCAUAACAUGGGUUUACAGUACUGAGAUUUUUCCUUUGAAGCUUAGGGCACAAGGUUCCAGUAUUGGGGUGGCUGUGAAUAGGCUUAUGAAUGCAACAGUUUCUAUGAGCUUCAUUUCAAUUUACAAGGCAAUUACAAUUGGAGGGGCCUUCUUUAUGUUUGCAGGCAUAGCUGUUUUAGCCUGGAUAUUUUUCUUUUUCUUCUUGCCAGAGACCAAGGGAAGAUCCUUGGAAGAGAUGGAAAUGGUUUUCAGCAAAACUAGUGAUGCUAGUAGGUCUAGAAAUGAUACUGUAUGAAUGUGUUCAAGAAGUAAUGUGUAGAACAUGACUAGUUUGGGGAUAAAAUUAGUGGAACUUGGAAUUUGGAAUGUGUGUGUGUCAAUA
Molecule: messenger RNA, 1878 nt
Organism: Pyrus x bretschneideri (Chinese white pear)
Lineage: Eukaryota; Viridiplantae; Streptophyta; Magnoliopsida; Rosales; Rosaceae
Product: probable polyol transporter 6
Exons: 2
Coding region: 277-1791 (504 amino acids)
Biological process (GO): transmembrane transport
Cellular component (GO): membrane
Molecular function (GO): carbohydrate:proton symporter activity
Source: RefSeq, a predicted model, not a curated record